CGAGAACAAGGAGAACCCUUCCAAAAACCUUGGAAUUCAGAUAUGGACGACGGACGCGAAAGUAAGUGUACCACUCGGGCUGUGAGAUUAGUAGUAGUUUAGGCAGCAGGAAUGAGGGCUGAACACUGUCCUGACGAAGCGGAGCUCACAGUGCUGAUAACCCACCGCGUAAACGAUUUUCUCAUGCCGCUAUUUGAGGGACUUGUUUACGAGCAUAAUAAAAAAGCCCACGAGCAUGAUGAAGAAGCCAACAAGCAUGAUGAAGACGCCAACAAGAUCUACAAAGUUUUCGCGGAAUGGCGAGAAGGAGAAGGUUUCAAAUACACGGUUAAAAAGGUAGAACAAGAGGCAAGCGAGUCCGUUGAAGGAGCGAGCGGAUCCGGCACGGCACACGACUUCCCAGCUUCGGAUGCACCUGUUUCGCAAGGCAAGAAGAAAGUAAUAAAAACCUUAUACGAGAUUGACGAGGAGACCUGGGUGAGAAGGGCCCUUGCAGAAGGCUUUGAAACGAAGGAAGCAAAUGGCUAUCCUCAACAUGAAGUUGGCAAGCAUCCAACAGCCUUGCUGCAGAAGCGAGCCCUUCGGGCCUCCAACUCGGACGGGCGCUCAACGCGCCCUGCUUCGACUUCCACUGAUUCGAACCGCAAUCAGAAGGAUAAGUCGUGCGGCGAGGAGCACGGAAGCAAGCAGCAGUCUUUGGAAAAAAGGGGCUGCGUCCAAAGUCGGACGACUUCUCCGCCCCGCGGCCAAUCAACAACACCGCUUCAGCCAGGACAAAAGCUCCCGGAUCUCAGCCCCAUCGAUUGGACAAAAGAUCAGGAUCAAGCUGCGGAGGGCUCCGUCAAAGACUUAGUCAAUGACGAUUACAAGCAAAGGCUUGAGGCAUCAGUGAAUGCGCGCCAAAGUAUCGUCUUUGACCACGUAUUCACCCUUGAACGGGAGGCACUUUAUUUCGAUGUUGAGGUUGAGGCCUUUUAUGAGAAUCACGAGAAACUCUACAAAUUGGAAGGGAAGCAAAUUGCCCAGCUUGACGGCGGGGAUUGGUCUUAUAAAAAUCACAUGGUCCUGCGAGAAGGAGAGGCAAGUGGGUCCGGGACGGCACACGAGCAACCUUCGUUGGCAAAAAGGGGGUUUACCCAGAGUAGACCGGUACCACCGCCUCCGAGUCAAACGGAGUUACCGAAUCGUGGACAGAGUUCACCCGUCCGUCGAACGACGUCAUCGGUCCAUCGACGAGAAUUGCCAGUCCGCCGGUCGGAGUCAGCAGUCGGUCCACAGACGCACAGACAGUCUAAAGAGUCGGAAGAGGUGCAAAUGAUUUCCGAAGCCGACGCUGCUGCCGAUACGUUAUUUACGGAAGAAGUCAGGCGCUCUCUCGAGGAGAAAAUGAAGCAUAGAACCACUUUUCUAUGGGGAGCAAGGCUCGAAAGCUCCUCCUUGGCAAAACGAUUCGAUCAGGAGCUUCGCCAUCUGCUCAAGACUGAUUACAAAGACUUCGAGUUUGUGUAUCCGAAGGAAAAAAAAUCCUUUGUUGGCAUACUUCGCGGCCUUGACUAUAGAUGUCUUUUACGACCCCGCACAGGUAACAAACCUGUGGCAAGCGGUGCCGAGACAACAUCAGGUAUUACUUUGCCUGGCUCACAGAGGCAAGAAGGAGAGCCGUCAACCUCGUAUUCUCCAGAUCAGUGGAACAGGAGGUCCACCGCAGAAGCAAGUUCGAGCACGACCCGUGGACGGCACUGCGCCGUUCGAAAUGGGGUCAAGUCCCACGCGCGUGCACCAGGCUCACCGUCAUCCGAGGGCCGCAAAUUUAUCUCCGGUAGCCACGCGCGACUUUCCCCCGACCACCACCCGCUGCGCCACGACAGAGGUGCAGCACUGGGAAGCUCAGCAAAGAAGCCAGCCAGAAACGAGAAGGGGUUCGAAACGCGCUUCGCAAAGAGAGGGGCCUGUUGCUCGAGUGAUACAGUGUCGGAGCCCGUGUCGGAGCCCGUGUCGGGGCCUGUGUGGCAGCCACCAGACCACUCAGUUGCUGGAACUGAGUCGGUCGGUGGACUCGACGACCCAUUCGAAAUCUGGAAGAGCCAAAAUACACGGGAAAUCAAGACCGCAAUUGAGAAUGCAAACCAGAAUAAAGAGGCCAUACUCAACGUGGAAUCUCCGUUUGAUGAUCCAGAGACCACCAACAAAUUCAGGACGGAUGUCUGGUCCUGGGCCAGGAAAGAGCGAUUCACAAUCUUGAAGGAGCGCAAAUCACGACGUACUGAUCUUGGUCCUUAUCGUUAUAGGGCUACUUUACAGACGGACCCGUCGAUGGACGCGACCUGUUCCGAAACGGCAGAAAGGCCUCGAGAAAUGCCCCCUCUAGAGACGGACGACGAAGAAGAAGGAGAAAGUUCGACACAGGACCGAUCGAAGGCUUGGGCCACGUCUCCCAGUCGAGCGACAAAGGGGAAAACAACACCUAGUCGGAGCUUGCGCAAGAGCAGGGGAGAGUAAAGGAGGCUCAGCAGGAUCCAAGCUGGUCCAUUUGCGAGGUAAGCCUUACAGGUCGCGCGCACAGCACUCGUCAAAGUGGCUGAGCAGGGUGGCAGAGUGCAGAUUCGUAGUUACUU
Messenger RNA from Acaromyces ingoldii, 2615 nucleotides. RefSeq lists its product as hypothetical. Lineage: Eukaryota; Fungi; Basidiomycota; Exobasidiomycetes; Exobasidiales; Cryptobasidiaceae. Bases 112 to 2499 code for a protein of 795 amino acids. The transcript has 5 exons. The record is from RefSeq and is a predicted model, not a curated record.